This is a messenger RNA of Suncus etruscus (white-toothed pygmy shrew), 2131 nucleotides long. It is a transcript of the gene SLC39A9, whose product is annotated as solute carrier family 39 member 9. Gene Ontology annotation, biological process: transmembrane transport; zinc ion transport. Bases 8 to 931 code for a protein of 307 amino acids. The record is from RefSeq and is a predicted model, not a curated record. Gene Ontology annotation, molecular function: metal ion transmembrane transporter activity. The transcript is spliced from 7 exons. Gene Ontology annotation, cellular component: membrane. Lineage: Eukaryota; Metazoa; Chordata; Mammalia; Eulipotyphla; Soricidae.
CGGCAGAAUGGAAGAUUUCAUCUCCAUCAGUCUCCUGUCUCUGGCUAUGUUGGUGGGCUGCUACGUGGCUGGAAUCAUUCCUUUGGCUGUUAAUUUUUCCGAGGAGCGACUAAAGCUGGUGACUGUUUUGGGUGCUGGACUUCUCUGUGGAACUGCGCUGGCGGUCAUCGUGCCUGAGGGAGUACAUGCACUUUAUGAGGAUAUUCUUGAGGGAAAACAUCAUCAAGCAAGUGAAACACAGAAUGUGAUUGCAUCAGAAAAAGAAAAACUAAUUCCAGUUGUCCGUGAACACGAACACAGCCAUGACCACACCCACCUGCAUGCCUACAUUGGCGUUUCCCUCGUACUGGGCUUCGUUUUCAUGUUGCUAGUGGACCAGAUUGGCAGCUCCCAUGUGCAUUCUACUGAUGAUCCAGAAACAGCAAGAGCUAGCAAUUCCAAAAUCACCACCACGCUGGGCCUGGUUGUUCAUGCCGCAGCUGAUGGUGUUGCUUUGGGAGCAGCAGCUUCUACUUCACAGACUAGUGUCCAGUUAAUAGUGUUCGUGGCAAUAAUGCUACAUAAGGCCCCCGCUGCUUUUGGACUGGUUUCCUUCUUAAUGCACGCUGGCCUUGAGAGGAAUCGAAUCAGAAAGCACUUACUGGUCUUUGCAUUGGCAGCACCAGUUAUGUCCAUGGUUACUUACUUAGGACUAAGUAAAAGCAGCAAAGAAGCCCUUUCAGAGGUCAAUGCUACUGGAGUGGCCAUGCUUUUCUCUGCUGGGACAUUUCUUUAUGUUGCUACAGUACAUGUCCUCCCCGAGGUGGGCGGAAUGGGGCACAGUCACAAACCCGACUCUACUGGAGGGAGAGGCCUCAGCCGCCUGGAGGUAGCAGCCUUGGUUGUGGGCUGCCUCAUCCCACUCAUCCUGUCAAUAGGACACCAGCACUAAAGGCCUGGGGACCAGCCAGCCUCAGACUGUGGCCGUUUUUGCCAUAUAGUGAGAACAGCCAGCACAUGACCGCUGCUCACUUCCUCAGUCUCUUGUCUCACCUUGCCAGUCCCUACCUGUAUUCCUACAAUCCAGAGGGAGGUGAGAGAAAUCCUGGAGUAAUGGAAAAACUUUUAGAGUAAAAGCAACACAUUGUGAUUGGAUAGAGACUUUCCAUUGUGUUGUCUUUUAACAGGCCCAUGGCAUUUUGAGUUUGAUGGUUCUCUUAACCCUAUUCUCAGGGAAGAUGGUGUUUAGUUUUAAGAAAAAGUGGAGAACUUCAUACUCAACGAAAUAGUAAUUAUGAAAGUACAGUGUUCUGCAAUUAAGCUAAAUCUCUCCUUUUUUUAGUUUAAAGGCUUGGCCACUCUGUCCACUGAUUUUUAACAUGGAUUUCACCAUGUAAUAUUGGUGCAUUAGCAUCUAUGCCACAGGCCUUGAUAGAAGGUCAUAAUGUCCACUGUCUUAGAUGCUGAAGAUAACUAUAGUAAAUUUGGCGAUCAAGUCAGAAAAAUGAUGGCAAGACACACUGAAAACUAACUAUACUCAAAGGUCUUGUACUAUAAAGGGUACGUUCCCUUCCCUCUGUCCCUCUCUGCCCUUCCGGUUAACAGCAGCAGGAGUGGACUAGCUUCUUACGAGGUGACUUGUCUAUUGUACCAUUUUAAGCUCUCCUUUGCAAAAUACCUGUUUCCAUAACACAUUCUUACAGAGAAGGCAAGUACUUGUAGGUUCAGUCCUAGGCUUUCCUUCAAGAAUGGUCAGGUCCCAAAGUAUCUUUGGAAAUUAAGGUGUGUUAGAUUUUAAGUGAAUUUGGAUAGCCAUCAACAUCUUCAGAGUGACUUUUUUUAAAGUAAGAUUAACAAUUUCUGUUUGCCCUUAUUUUUUGUAAAGUUUCUUAGCAGACCAGCAGUUCCUCUGGCAAAAAUACAUGUGGUGCCCCUGGGGGGUGUUAGGUAAGUGUCAGAAAGUCAAGGUUUUGGAUCUGGAGCCAUAGUACAAUGGGUAGGGCAUUCACCUUGCACACGGCCAACCCAGGUUUAAUCUCUGGCACCCAUAUGCCCAACAGGAGUGAACCUGAGUGUAGAGGUAGGAAUAAGUCCUGAGCACCAUCAGGUGUGUCUCCCGCCCCCCUCAAAAAAAAAAAAAAGGAAAAAGAAA